Molecule: messenger RNA, 2181 nt
Organism: Solea senegalensis (Senegalese sole)
Lineage: Eukaryota; Metazoa; Chordata; Actinopteri; Pleuronectiformes; Soleidae
Gene: ankdd1b
Product: ankyrin repeat and death domain containing 1B
Exons: 16
Coding region: 1-1911 (636 amino acids)
Biological process (GO): signal transduction
Molecular function (GO): protein binding
Source: RefSeq, a predicted model, not a curated record
AUGUCAGUUUUAUCUUCCGAAAUCUGUAUUUUUUUGCCCUUCUAUUUAUUUCUUGGCAUUCUGGUAAGAUUUACUGAGACUUUGAAUGACCUUGUUGUGCACGAAUACCAGUUUUUUUUUUUGUCAACCAUUACCCUGUUAUUCACUACAAGGCACAGCAUUGCCUCGUUGUGUUUUCUUGCAUCAAACGGCAAACUCUGCUUGUUUACACAGAAGUACGUUUUUUUAAAAAACAAAAACAGUCAAAUGGAGAGGCAAGUGUUGGCUUUGAGGGCAGUUAUAAAAAAGCACAGUCCCAAGAAGGAGACUCUGGAUCCGAGGAAGUGGAUGAGAGAGGAGACGACACGUGGCUUCCGUGACUUUAUACUGAGCAAUCACUCUGACAGAGAGGCAGACAGUGGCUUCGACGACAAAGAAAUGUUGCUCGAUGCGGAGAAGGAGUUUAUAGAAGCGGCAAAGAGGAACGACGUGGAGACCAUGAGGAGUGUCGGAAGGGGCAUAAAUGCCAACGCAAAGAAUGUGAACAACAGGACUGCCCUUCACUAUGCAGCAGCUGGCAAGAACAAGGAAGCUGUGAAGCUUCUUCUGCAGCGCAGGGUCAAAGUGGACCAGAAGGACAAGCACGGUGUGGCACCCAUUCAUUUGGCUGCCUGGUUCGGCAGUUUGGAGAUCUUGAAAUUGUUAGUGCAAGCUGGGGCCGAACAGAAGGUUGAGAAUGAGGAGGGAUUCAACAUCAUGCACUGUGCUGCCAUCAACAACCACACUGAGAUCGUGGAGUACAUUGUGAACGACCUACAGAUGAAAGAACUAGACAAAGAGGAUCAGUCGGGGAACCGAGCCUUCGCGUUAGCUGCAGAGCACGGUUGUGUUGACAUGUUAGAGAUGCUCAUGGACCCAUACCAGAUGUCCACCAUGUCGCCCAACAAGACGGGCCACACGCCCCUGCACUUAGCUGCCAGAAACGGACACCUGAACACCGUCAACCUGCUGCUGCUGAGCUUCGAUAACAGAGAUGAAGUCAAUAUGGAGGGAGAAACUGCUCUGUACCAGGCUGCAGACAACGACCAUGAGGAAUGUGUUGUGGCUCUGCUGGAGGCUAACUGUGACCCCAACAUCCUCACAUCGACGAAAAGCAGCGCACUCCAUGCGGUUUCCGAGAGAGGAGACACGUCUCUGGUCCAGAUCCUCUUAGACUACGGCACUCACGCCGACUUCCAGAAUCAGCACCUGGAGACUCCUCUUCACCUGGCGGUGAUCCACAGUCACAUCCCCGUCAUCCACACUCUGCUACAAGGCGGCUGCAACAUUAACCUCACCAAUAAGAGGUCCCAGACUGUGAUGCAUAUCGCUGCAGAGUUGGCCAGAAUAGAUGUCGUGGACAUGCUUCUUAAAAAUGGACUGGAUUUAACAAUCCAGGACAAGAAGCAGGGGAAAACCGCUCUGGGAGUCGCAGCCAGAGCUGACGAGGUGAUUAUUGUGGACAUGAUCAUCAAAGCAGAGCGAUACUACAAAUGGAGGGAGAUCAAUCCCGAGCUUAAUGAGAGUGUCCACAGCGAGUGUCCGCUGACGUUCAAACCCGACCACCGCAACGAGACCAAGCAGCUCCGCUCCAUGGCCUGGCAUCUGGCGUACAAGCUCCUGAAACCAGGAGGCUGGAAAAAGCUGGCAGAGCACUGGAACUUCACCGCGGAGCAAGCGUCUGCCAUCGAGGAACAGUGGACAGGUCAGCAGAGCUACCAAGAGCACGGAAACAGGAUGCUGCUGAUCUGGCUUCAUGGGGAGGAGUUGGCUCAGCGGAGCCCAGCAAAAGAACUCUACAACAGCCUCAUCGUCACGGGGAACCAGAAAGCUGCGGAUAAGAUUCGGAUGGAGUCGGAGCACGUCCACCAGAGGAACUGCACCAUUUCAUGAGGACGCCACAUUUUUACAGCAUUGACAACUACUGCUCUGUACAGGAAAGUUAGCAGUAAAAUAAUUUAUUUUAAAAAUAAAAUUGUGCAUCAAAUAGUUGUGACAUAUGGCUUUAGUUUAGUGAAACAGCCUGCGUUGGGACGGUUUCAGUAGAAAACAUUAGUUGCACAAACAUUUAAAAUAUGUGGUUUUACACAUGACGGCCUAAGUAAAACUCUUUAUAGUAAUACAUUUUUUGCAAUUCGCAAAUAAAAACUUUUACAGAUCUAA